AUGGCAGCCCAACAACAGUCCAAAUGGGAAGGAAAAGCCAUUGCAAAUCUUAAAGGGCCAAAAGCUGAACAAGUAUGGCCUCUCUUUGAAGAUUUUUUCAACUUUCAAAAAUUACUACCUACCAUUGACACUUGUUACCAAGUGAAAGAUGGACUUACCCGUUGUUGCGCUAGAACCUUGCCACCUUCAUCCGACGGUGGAGAAUCGAUCAUCAAGUGGUGUCACGAGAAGUUAUUGGCUGUUGACAAGAUCGAACGGUGUCUAACCUACGAGGUGUUAGACAAUAACAUGGGAAUCAGGUCGUAUGUAGCUACGUUUAAAGUAUUGUCAAUAUCAGACGAUACUGGUGAUCAUGAGCUUGGGUGCCAGAUCGAAUGGUCGUUCGUUGCUGAUCCGAUUGAUGAUUUGACUUUGGAAUUUUUCUUGGGCUACGUUGACUCUUCCCUACAAAGCAUAGCUGAAAACAUUGAGAAAGGUUUAGAAUAG
Messenger RNA from Nicotiana tabacum (common tobacco), 486 nucleotides. RefSeq names its product lachrymatory-factor synthase-like. The record is from RefSeq and is a predicted model, not a curated record. NCBI's taxonomy places the organism in Eukaryota, Viridiplantae, Streptophyta, Magnoliopsida, Solanales, Solanaceae.